CCCAGGGAGACCGGAGUGCUUGCAGCGCAUUCCCCGGAGGGAAGGCGGGCUCUCCAGACUCGUGCGAGAGCGUGAGAUUGUGAUCCGACUGUGGGAUCCCUGCGGGAGGAGGGAACUUGGGGCCACGCCCUCGGAGGGUUCAGUCCAGCCUUUGAACUGCCAGGCCCGGCCCCUCGGAACGCCGGGCACCGCCCACCCCCGCCACCCCGGAGCCCGCAGCAGCCAUGGGCACCCCGAGCAGCCCGGACGAGGGCACCUCGCCGCAGCCUCCAGUCCCGGAAUGCGACGCCGAGCUCCCGCCCCAAGGGGCUGCCCAGCCCCAGGGACAGCCCCCCGAGGAGCCUCGCAAGCCGGCGGCUCCCGAGGCCCUGGCCGAGCUUCCGCGCGUCCAAGGCACCUCGCAGCAGGCGGAGGAAGAGGAGGAAGUGUGCGAGGGGAGCAGCACGGAGAGCAGCCGGGACGAGCUCCAGCCCGAGGCCAGGUCCCCCACCUCCACCCCUCCUGGGGAAGCAGCGCGAGGCGCAGCGCGGCGGCUGCGGGCACAGCAGCUGGAGGCCUUGACUCGCGUGGCCCUGAUGGAGCAGCGCGUGAAGGAGCUCCAGCGCCAGAAGAAGGAGCUGAGAAUUGAGAUGGAGGUGGAGGUGGCCCUGCUGCGGGGAGAGCUGGCCGGGGAGCGAGUGGCUGCUCGGCGGGAAGAGGAGCAGCUCCGGGAGCUGCUGGGGCAGCAGGUGGCCAGGGAGCAGCACAGCCGCGGCCGGGAGCUGCAGCGGGAAGAGGAGCAGAGGCGGCUAAGCCAGGAGCGGGACCGCGUGGAGGGGCUCCGCCAGAGACUCCGAGAGGCCCAGGGCCAGCUGGACUCCCAGCCUGAGGGCCAGCGCCAGCAGCUUCUGCAGGGGGUGCAGGAGGCGCAGGAGCAGCUGGACACAGCGCAGCGGGCCUAUGAGGACCUGGAGUUCCAGCAGCUGGAGCGCGAGAGCCGGAGGGAGGAGGAGGACCGGGAUAGCCCUGGGGCCCGGGUGCCUGUUGCCAGGGUCCCUGAGCUCCAGGCUAGCGUGGUACAGCACAAGCGCCGGAUCCAGGUCCUGGAGGAGCAGCUCAAGUCGCUGGGGGAACAGAUGGCAGUGGAGAGCCGGGGGCUGAGCCAGAAGAAGGAGGAGGCCCUGCAGGCCCUGGCUCAGGAACAGAACCGGCUCCUGGAGAUCAACCAACUUCAGGGAUCACCCGGUGGGGACGUCUCUGAGCAUAGCCAUGCUCUUACAAAGCUGCUGUUCACACAGAAGACCGACCGGCAGCUGCUGGUACUGCAGGACCCCGCUGCCCUCGCGGCCUCCUCCUCCUGCCUCUUCUCCGUCCACAGUUCCCUACAGGGCUCCAUUGACCUCCAGAGAACUGGAAGCCUGCCCCGGAGGAGAGGCGAGCGAGCAGGCCAGAAGGGAGCCCCCCGGCCGCUGUCCCUCCAUUGCACAGACACCUCAGCUGCUGCAAACGCCAGCAGACACCCUCUCUACCAGCUGCUGAACUGUGGCCACGGGCAUAGCUGUGCGGUAUUCCACCCGGACAUCGCUCACAUGGAAAGGCUGCUGCAGCAGGCUGUGGCAGAGAGAGAGCGACUGCUCAAGGCCAGGGAAGGGACGAGAAGGGGCGCAGACGGAUCCCCAGGCCGUGCGGUGGCGGCCAUCACGGCCCCACCCACGCCCCCUUCCCGCCCUCCUGGACCCCGAGUCUUGGACCUCCGGCAGCACCUGGAGCAAUGGGGCCACAACCCAGAGACUUGUGCGCACGUGCGGGUGUCCGGGGCCUGCUGCCGCGGGCCCCUGGUGAAGAUGGGUGGCCGGAUCAAGACUUGGAGGAAGCGGUGGUUCUGUUUCGACCGUCAGGCCCGUCGCCUGGCCUACUACGCGGACAAAGAAGAGACCAAGCUCAAAGGCGUCAUCUACUUCCAGGCCAUUGAGGAAGUCUACUACGACCACCUACGCUGUGCCUUCAAGAGCCCAAACCCUCGCCUGACUUUCUGCGUCAAGACCUACGAGCGCCUUUUCUACAUGGUGGCCCCGAACCCUGAAGCCAUGCGUAUUUGGAUGGAUGUCAUCGUGACUGCGGCAGAUGAGAACCACGCCCCCUGAGGAGCCACGCCCAGGUGGGCGUGUCCGGAGGGGC
Molecule: messenger RNA, 2157 nt
Organism: Ochotona princeps (American pika)
Lineage: Eukaryota; Metazoa; Chordata; Mammalia; Lagomorpha; Ochotonidae
Gene: PHLDB3
Product: pleckstrin homology like domain family B member 3
Exons: 16
Coding region: 225-2123 (632 amino acids)
Source: RefSeq, a predicted model, not a curated record